AUGAGCGAACUGGAAAAGCCGAGUCCAAUUGACAAUGGUGUUGGUGACAAUUCGUCCAAUUCUGACGAGGGAAACAUCGUCGACCCCGAUGCGGGCUUGUCAGAGGCUGAGAAGAAGGAAGUGGAGCGGAAAUUACUGUGGAAGCUGGAUCUUAUGCUUAUCCCAUGGCUCUGUCUCUUGUACUUGAUCUGCUUCCUUGAUCGCACCAAUAUUGGCAAUGCCAAGAUUGCUCACCUGGAGAAAGAUCUGGGCAUGGAUCCCAAAUCUUUCAAGUAUGCCGCCACCCUCAUCAUCUUCUUCAUCUCCUACGCCAUGUUUGAGGCUCUCGCCAAUUUCUUACUGAAGAGAUGGAAGCCAUCUAGGUUUAUCCCCAGCAUCAUGAUUGUGUGGGGUUGUUGCAUGCUUGGCAUGGGAUUUGUGAAGAAUUGGUCCGGCCUCAUGGCUGCCCGCUGGUUCCUUGGCGUAGCCGAAGCCGGCUUAUUUCCAGGUGUCAAUUACUAUCUGUCGUGCUGGUAUAAGCGAAACGAGUUUGGAGUUCGCGCGGCCAUUUUCUUCUCAGCUGCUGCUUUGGCUGGCUCUUUUGGUGGCCUGCUUGCGGCUGCCAUUCAAAAGAUGGAUGGGCUUCGAGGAAUUGCAGGCUGGGCCUGGAUUUUCAUCAUUGAGGGUCUCUUGACCAUCGUCGUCGGUUUCAUCUCCUACUUCAUGGUCCACGACUUCCCAGACGAGGCGAGAUUCCUGACCCCCGAAGACCGUGCGCGUGUGUUGCUCCGACUUAAGAACGACAAGCAGCAUUCCGCCCAGCACGAGGACUUCAAGUGGGACUACAUGUGGGCUGCCAUCAAGGACUGGAAGACUUACAACGGCAUGUUGAUCUAUAUGGGCCCGCUGAUGCCUCUCUAUUCCUUCAGUGUUUUCCUGCCCACGAUUAUUCAAUCUAUGAGCUGGACGACUCCCGAUCAGAUCAUCAAAAACCAACUUCUCAGUGUACCUCCCUAUGCUGUUGCGGCCGUCCUGACCGUUAUAAUAGGGUUCUGGUCUGAUAGAGCACAGAAGCGUGGAGUCUUCAUUAUGAGUUGCGCGCUCAUCGGAGUAGUUGGUUUCAUCAUGCUGAUUGCAUCAACCAACCCAGCUGUGCAGUACGCAGGCACCUUCCUAGGCGCAAUGGGCAUCUAUCCACCCAUCUCCCUAACGAUUGCGUGGGUGGCCAACAAUGUUGAAGGUGUCUACAAGCGCGGUAUUGUUCUUGGAUUCGUCAUUGGCUGGGGUAACCUCAAUGGUAUCGUGAGCAGUGUCAUUUAUCGAUGGCCACCACGAUACUUCCAAGGUCACGGAACCAUCAUUGCUUACCUGAUUGUGUGCAUGUUUGGAGGCAGUGUGCUCUUCGCCACUCUUCUUAGCAUUGAGAACAAGAAACGUCGUAAUGGUGAGCGAGACCAUUGGGUAGAAGGAAAGACUGAGAAAGAGAUCAAUGCUCUUGGCGACAAGCGACCCGAUUUCUUGUACACCCUCUAA
This is a messenger RNA of Pochonia chlamydosporia 170, 1512 nucleotides long. Its product is annotated as MFS transporter. The transcript is spliced from 4 exons. Bases 1 to 1512 code for a protein of 503 amino acids. Gene Ontology annotation, biological process: transmembrane transport. Lineage: Eukaryota; Fungi; Ascomycota; Sordariomycetes; Hypocreales; Clavicipitaceae. Gene Ontology annotation, cellular component: membrane. The record is from RefSeq and is a predicted model, not a curated record. Gene Ontology annotation, molecular function: transmembrane transporter activity.